AUGGGAGUAACUGUGGUUGAGUAUACAUUCUGGGAAGCGGUAUGUGGCGCCAGUCGUGUUAUGCUUCACGCAAACGCUAUCAUCUUCUACUAUUUGGUAUUUCAUUCGCUCACCAAUGAAUCUGCGAUAAGCACCGUUCAGCAUUUUGCACUGAUUUUCGCAAUCGCAUUUCUUCUUUACAUUGCAUUUAUGUGUAUGAUUAGACCGACUCUCACUGUACUGCUUGAUCACCUCUGCACCUUCAUCACUCUUUCCUGUUUCGGUUAUGGUUUGACACCGAUCAUCAGAACGUUGACGGAUACGAUAAGUACGGAUACAAUUUAUGCAAUGUCUUUCAUACUUUUUCUCAUGAGCUUUAUUUUCCAUGAUUAUGCGAUGAAUGCACCGAUGUAUGGUUUCAUUCCUCUUUUUUUUAAUCAAAAUUUAACACUAAAAAAAGAAAAAUUCGGAGAUUUUUAA
Molecule: messenger RNA, 459 nt
Organism: Gongylonema pulchrum
Lineage: Eukaryota; Metazoa; Nematoda; Chromadorea; Rhabditida; Gongylonematidae
Source: the annotation of a GenBank genome assembly